GCAAAACAAAAUUUUCAAGCUUUACGCUUUGCAUUCCUGUCUGUUUCAUCUUGAUCUCUCUCUUUCUUCAUGGCCAUGGCGUCUUUGAACGUGGUGAAAGUAACGGAGAAAUGUAGGAUCAAACAGGCACCAAAUUCUGAGUCGGAGAAGAUCUCUGAAACCGUCGCUACUAAUUACAUUCCUCUCACUUUUUUUGACACAAUCUGGUUAAGAUUCCCCCCAACGCAACGAAUCUUCUUCUACGAAAUCGAUCAACUAUCGUCUGACUUUUUCUAUAACACCAUUAUCCCUAACCUCAAGAAUUCGCUCUCUCUCACCCUUCAACACUAUCCCUCGCUCGCCGGAGCAGUUACAUGGCAUCCUCAAACUGCCAAGCCGGUUAUCCGUCACGCUCCUGACGACGACGGCGUCUUCUUCUCAGUAGCCGAAUCAUGUGCAAACUUUGAUUCUCUUUCCACCCAUGAUUUGAAAGAAGCUAAAGAUUUGCAUGCCCUUUUGUGUUACACAAUAAACUCAAAUAACGGUCAGUCAUAUUUUAAAUAAUAAAUUGAAUGUCUUUAAUGGUGGAGAUCUCAA
Messenger RNA from Impatiens glandulifera, 576 nucleotides. RefSeq names its product phenolic glucoside malonyltransferase 2-like. The transcript has a single exon. Lineage: Eukaryota; Viridiplantae; Streptophyta; Magnoliopsida; Ericales; Balsaminaceae. Bases 70 to 543 code for a protein of 157 amino acids. The record is from RefSeq and is a predicted model, not a curated record.